Striga asiatica is the source of this 837-nucleotide messenger RNA. The record is from the annotation of a GenBank genome assembly. Lineage: Eukaryota; Viridiplantae; Streptophyta; Magnoliopsida; Lamiales; Orobanchaceae.
AUGGCUUCUACUUUCAACUCCAUUGCUCAAAUCAACGCAGAAAAAGAAACUUGGAAAAUAUGUGUUAGGUGUGAGCGAGUAUGGUUUAAGUUUAUGAGAAGUCAACCCGAUGUUCGCACUGCAAUGGAAAUAUGUGUUCUAGACGAGGAGGGUGAUAAAAUUCAAGCCAUAAUUCCAAAAUGGCGUAUUUCGAAGCUGGAGAAUAUUAUUAAGGAAGGAUCAUUUUAUGUACUAGAAAAUUUUGAAAUACUUCCGAAUAAUGAUGAGUACGCGCCAACAAAACACCCUUAUGUUUUGAAGUUUCACGAGUGCACUUCUGUUAGGCCGUCGGGGAUUGUCAAUAUUCCCCGUUACAUUUUUAACUUCGUCAACUUCAGCGACCUUGCGAGUAAUGCUGAUUACUCUUGGCGCGUGUUUGAUGUUAUUGCCGAAGUGUAUGGUAUGGAUGAGCUGGUUAAAUACGACCGGGAUGGUCGCCAAAUGAUGAGGAUUAAGGCACAUUUACGUAACUUGAGCGGAGAAUCUAUUGAUUGUACUUUGUGGAACGGAUUUGCAAUCCAAAUGGCUGAAUAUUGGAAUAACAAAAAUUGGAAUGUCAAAAAAGGCGAUCCAGUGGUCAUCAUCCUUCAGCAUGCUAUGGUCAAGAGAUGGGGAGUACAUCGAACACAAACUCCGUUAUCAGAUAUUACGAACAAUCUUGAAGGUCAAAAUAGAACCGUAACUAACAUCACAGAUGGCAAGCGUCUAACGCAUGAUAAGAAGUUACUCGCUUCCAUUGCUCGAACUUUAUAUGUUGGAGAUAAAGACGAUGCUGGAUCAUCAACGGUGUCUGCACUC